AUGAAACACCCAUCAAAGCCAUGGAGGCCAUUGACCACAAACUGCUGCGCAAUUGAGGACCAAACUAUCUUUGAGAAUUUUAGUGGCUGCAGGUCCUCAACCAGUUCCUACAUGUCAAAGGAUACAGCACAAUUACCUUCAUUUCAUUGGUUGUCUUUCUCUGAUCUUAGUCAUUCCAAUGAAGAUCUUGCACAGUCUUUUGGCUCGGAUUUGUACGAUUUUCAGCUGAAUGAGCUGCGUGCUGUUACUCAGAAUUUUUCGAGCAAUUUCUUGUUGGGUGAAGGAGGGUUUGGAACAGUUCAUAAGGGUUAUAUAGAUGGUAACUUGAGAAGGGGUUUGAAAGCUCAGCAUGUUGCUGUUAAGGUUCUCAAUACUGAAGGCUUACAAGGACACCGCGAGUGGCUUGCAGAAGUGAUAUUUCUAGGGCACCUAAGACACCAAAAUUUGGUCAAGUUGAUUGGAUAUUGUUACCAGCAUGAAGAACAGCUGCUUGUAUACGAAUUCAUGCCCAGGGGAAGUUUGGAGAAUCACUUGUUCAGAAGAAGAACAUCACUUCCGUGGGCAACGAGAUUAAAGAUCACAAUAGGUGCAGCUAAAGGUCUUGCCUUCUUGCAUGCAGCUAAGAAUCCGGUCAUUUACAGAGAUUUCAAGACUUCCAAUAUCUUGCUCGAUUCAGACUUCACAGCCAAACUUUCAGAUUUUGGACUUGCAAAAAUGGUGGCAGAGGGAUCAAAGUCACAUGUUACGACCAGAGUUAUGGGCACCUAUGGAUAUGCUGCCCCUGAAUACAUCUCCACAGGGCACUUGACAACAAAAGGUGAUGUCUAUAGCUUUGGGGUAGUCCUUCUAGAACUGCUUACAGGAAGGAGAACAAUGGACAAGAGAAGACCAAAGACUGAGCAAAACCUUGUAGAUUGGUCAAAACCGUACUUGAGCAAUGGCAAGAGGUUUUUGUGCAUUGUGGAUCCAAAGCUUGCAGGCCAAUAUUCUGUCAAGGGUGCAAAGGAGAUGGCUUUUUUGGCAUUGCAGUGCACAAGUUUGAAUCCUAAAGACAGACCAAGAAUGCAAACAAUUGUUGAAACUCUUGAAAGGCUACAACAGUUCAAGGAUAUGGCAGUUUCAUGGAGACACUGGCCAUCAUCACCACAAUGUAUUAGAAAUAGACCAUCCAAUAAUAUAAAAAUUGAUCUUAGAGGCGGUGCAAACCACAGGCAGUUUUCUCCUCUAGUUUCAAACAAAACAACUGUAAGAAAACAGAGUAUUUGA
Messenger RNA from Abrus precatorius (Indian licorice), 1266 nucleotides. RefSeq names its product probable serine/threonine-protein kinase PBL15. NCBI's taxonomy places the organism in Eukaryota, Viridiplantae, Streptophyta, Magnoliopsida, Fabales, Fabaceae. Bases 1 to 1266 code for a protein of 421 amino acids. The record is from RefSeq and is a predicted model, not a curated record. Gene Ontology annotation, molecular function: protein kinase activity; ATP binding. The transcript has 5 exons. Gene Ontology annotation, biological process: protein phosphorylation.